AUGGCAACAGCUAAGGAACAAGAAAUAUGUGUUCGUUGUAAUCCAAAAGAUGAUGAACUAGGUCUUUGUCAAAAGUGUUUCAAUGAAGAAAAAGAACAACAAUUUUAUGAAAAACUUGGUCCAAAUCAAGGAGUACUUGUUCAAGUGUUACGACAACAUAAAUGCAAGGCAUGUGACAAAGUAUUACGAUCAACGCACUAUGGAGUUUUUAAUCGUGAUGGUGUAACAUAUUGUAUUGAUUGUUUAUCAGUUACAACGGAUCCGUUGGUACAAGAAGUUUUAAUUUAUCGAAAAAACUUCGACAAAUUCAAGUUGAAAAAUAUAGUUCAAAAAGAAAAAAUAAUCGGAAAUAACCCAAAAAUUAGUAUUACAAGACACUAUUGA
Rotaria sp. Silwood2 is the source of this 384-nucleotide messenger RNA. Lineage: Eukaryota; Metazoa; Rotifera; Eurotatoria; Philodinida; Philodinidae. The record is from the annotation of a GenBank genome assembly.